CUAUUCCCACCCUACCCAUUCACAUCAACAGUACUGUUCUUUCUUUCUUUCUUUCUUUUUCUGUUCAUUAGAUUAUAGAAAAGAAAAUACCCGGAAACUGUUCUUUAUAAGAGAAAAGCAGACAGAAAAAAGAUCCAUCGAUCAAUAAGGACCAAAAAAUUAUAGUCAACGGGCUCUUUUUCAAUGAUUUCUUACUACACAUGCUACAUGUCAUAAAGUCCACCGCAUACUACACGGCUGAGUUUUCCUCUUGGCAUAGAUAAAAUCAAGAAUCGAGUAAAAAAACAACACGAAAACCCUUGUAAUUGCGUGCUGUUAAAGAAAAUUCUGAAUUCAGAUGUGUUGCUCUCAGGUACCAAAAUUGAAAGCUGUAGCUGUCAGGUUGUUAAUUGAAAUCCUUGAAUUAAGUCUUAGAGCUUCGUGUAUUGACCAUUGGUAUAGCUAAGUUCCCCUGCUUAGUAUAUCAAUGGAUGACACCUCCAUACUUGUUAUAUUUUGCUCUUAUCUGUUGCUUAGUAUAACAACAUCCACUGCAGCCGACACCAUAAAUAUAACUCAAUCUGUCACAGACGGCGAGACCCUAGUUUCAGCUGGUGAAAGCUUCAAACUUGGAUUUUUCAGCCCAGGAAACUCUAGAACUCGAUACUUAGGGAUAUGGUACAACAAAGUAUCUGUCAUGACCGUAGUUUGGGUUGCCAACAGAGAAACCCCGCUCAUCGAUUCUUCAGGCGUUCUAAAAAUUACUGAUCAUAGGAUUCUAGCACUUCUCAAUCAUAAUGGGAGCAAGAUUUGGUCUUCCAAUGUCACAAUGGCUGCUAGGAAUCCUGUUGCCCAGCUUUUAGAUUCAGGUAAUCUUAUUGUGAAAGAUGAGGGUGAUGAUAACCCAGAAAAUUUCUUGUGGCAGAGUUUUGAUUAUCCAUGUAACACGCUCCUACCUGGAAUGAAGCUUGGCAGAAAUAUAGCAACAGGCUUGGAUAGAUACAUAUCAUCAUGGAAGACACCAUCUGAUCCUUCGCGAGGUAAUUUCACAUAUGGAUUGGAUCCUGCUGGUUAUCCUGAGAUGAUUCUGAGAGAGAAUUCUAUCGAGCGGUUUCGGGCUGGACCAUGGAACGGCCGGAGCUACAGCGGGACAUCUCAACUAAACGUAAAUCCUAUUUUCAAGUAUGAAUUUGUAAUUAACGAGACAGAAAUUUAUUAUGAUUUUCAGCUUCUUAAUAGCUCAGUUCUGUCGAGAAUGGUAAUAAAUGAGAAUGGCAUUCUCCAACGUUUUAUAUGGGCUGAGAGAGAACGUAAGUGGCGGCUUUAUUUUACUAUACAAACUGAUGACUGUGACCAAUAUGCACUUUGUGGUGCGUUUGCUAGCUGCAAUAUUAAGAGCAAUCCAUAUUGUAGUUGCUUGAACGGAUUUGUACCAAAAUUUCCUAAAGAGUGGGAUCAAGCAGAUUGGUCAGGUGGUUGUGUAAGAAAGACUCCACUGAAUUGCUCCAGUGAUGGGUUUCAAAAGUACUUAGCUUUUAAGUUGCCAGAAACGCGAAAAUCCUGGUUUAACAGGAGUAUGAAUCUCGAGGACUGCAAGAACAUGUGCGUGAAGAACUGCUCCUGUACAGUUUAUGCCAAUUUGGACAUUAGAGAAGGAGAAAGUGGGUGCCUGCUCUGGUUCAGUGAUGUGAUAGACACUACAGAGUUGGAUGGAGAUGGCCAAGAUAUAUAUAUAAGGAUGUCUGCAUCACAAUUAGCUCAUGAUGAUGAUCCGAAGAUUCAGAGUAAAUCCAAUGUCAAGAAACAAAUGAGAAUCAUUCUAAGCUCUUUGCUAUCAGCAGGAAUGAUGUCCUUGAGCCUAGCUGUGAUCUUGUAUGUUUGGAGAAAGAAGCAGAAGAAAGAAGGAAAAGCAAUAGGAAUUCUAGAAAUAAGUGCAAACGACAAGGGGGAGAAGGAAGAACUGAAAUUACCUCUGUUUGAUUUUGGCACCAUUGCUUGCGCCACCUGUAACUUCUCUGACGCCAAUAAACUUGGAGAAGGCGGCUUUGGACUUGUUUUUAAGGGGAAUUUGAAAGAUGGACAAGAAAUAGCUGUCAGGAGGCUCUCAAAGAAUUCAAACCAAGGAGUGGAUGAGUUCAUGAAUGAAGUCUUGCAUAUCGCCAAACUUCAGCACCGGAAUCUGGUGAGGCUUCUAGGAUGCUGCAUUCAAUCAGAAGAGAAGUUGCUGAUCUAUGAGUUUAUGCCUAACAAAAGCUUGGACUUCUUUAUUUUUGAUCAAACAAAGAGCAAGCUACUAGACUGGCCUAAGCGAUACCACAUUAUCAAUGGAAUUGCACGUGGACUCCUUUACCUGCACCAAGAUUCCAGGCUUAGAAUAAUUCACCGAGAUCUAAAAGCAGGCAAUAUUUUAUUGGAUUAUGAAAUGAAUCCAAAAAUUUCAGACUUUGGCCCUGCUAGAUGUUUCUGGGGAAAUGAAACUGAAGCCAGUACGGAUAAGGUGGUGGGAACACAUGGUUACAUGUCCCCAGAGUAUGCAAUUGAUGGUCUCUACUCGAUGAAAUCGGAUGUGUUCAGCUUUGGUGUGAUUGUGCUAGAAAUUGUGAGUGGAAAAAGAAACAGAGGAUUCUAUCAUCCAGAGCAUCAGCUUAACCUUCUUGGGCAUGCAUGGAAACUACAUAAGGAUGGAAGGUCUACUGAAAUGAUUGAUGGGUCGAUGAUAAAUUCAUGCAACCUAUCUGAAGUGCUACGAUCAGUUCAUGUUGGUCUACUUUGUGUUCAGCAAAGUCUGGAAGAUAGGCCAAGCAUGUCAGCUGCUGUUUAUAUGUUGAGUGGCGAAAGUGCAUUGCCUGAGCCUAAGCAACCAGGAUUCUUCACAGAAAGGGAUUGCACCGAAGCGAAUUCCUCAUCGAGCAUCAAAAACUUUAAUUCGUCUAAUGGCCUCACUAUCACACUACCAGAUGCACGAUAAAUCCUGCAUCACAGUGGUUUACCUGUCCUGUUGUUUUUGCAGGGUCACUUUCUUCAGUGUCCUCACAUUCUACCAAGUGUGAUCUUUACCCGAGUCUCAGUCCCCGAACUAUCCCAGGUGGCAUGAAGCACUUGCAUGCGGUGCAAGAAACAUGACGAAAUGCAACAAAAUGAAGCUUUAAAUUUGUCGUUUUUAUCCUACGUCAGUCAUUGUAAUCAAUGUAACUUCAUUUGACAGAAAAAUGAUUCAUGUUUUCUCCA
Molecule: messenger RNA, 3207 nt
Organism: Ricinus communis (castor bean)
Lineage: Eukaryota; Viridiplantae; Streptophyta; Magnoliopsida; Malpighiales; Euphorbiaceae
Product: G-type lectin S-receptor-like serine/threonine-protein kinase At4g27290
Exons: 7
Coding region: 467-2947 (826 amino acids)
Biological process (GO): recognition of pollen; protein phosphorylation
Molecular function (GO): ATP binding; protein serine/threonine kinase activity
Source: RefSeq, a predicted model, not a curated record